Messenger RNA from Anthostomella pinea, 360 nucleotides. NCBI's taxonomy places the organism in Eukaryota, Fungi, Ascomycota, Sordariomycetes, Xylariales, Xylariaceae. The record is from the annotation of a GenBank genome assembly.
AUGUCCAACUCCCUGAACACCGCAGCAGUCUCCUCCCGCCUACAACAGGAGCCGUCAACACAGCAGCCACUGCCAGGAAUCUCUCCCACCCGCCCACGAUCCGCAUCAGCAGCAUCGGAAAGGACUCUCGUUGGUGAAGGUGUCGACGUCGGUUCAAAGUCCGACAAGGACGUGGAGACCGACGCCGCGGAGACAGAGUCGACCUCUUCGUCCACCAUCAUGUGCAAGACGAAGGCAAUGCUCAAGUCGAAGCUGAACUCGAAGAGCUCGAAGCCCAAGCUGGUGCCGAACCCAUCGGAUCGGUACAUGUAUCCCACCACGGCUUAUUCGUGGCGGGCGUUGUAUGAAAUGAAGCCUUGA